AUGGAUGAAUUUAGCAGUGGUGAUCAAGCUCCUGAGUGGACCAGUAGCAGCAGUGACGAUAGCUUUUCCUAUGAGGAUGAAGAUUCUCAUCAAGAUGUUGAGAACAUUGAUAAUGUUGAAUCUAGCAUAGAGAAAGAUGAUGACAAGGUUACUGCAACUAUGCUAUGGAGUUCUGAGUUUGACAAGGAGGUUCAUGCCUAUAAAGCUUAUGUAAAGUAUGCGAGAGAUAUGGGUUUUGCUGUCCGUAAAAGAGACUUGUCAAGAGAUAAGGAUGGGAAUUUGAAUAGAAAGUACUAUGUUUGCAAUCGCCAAGGGACAAGGGAUCCAAAACACUAUCGUCUACUUGAUAGAAAGAGGAAUCAUAAGCCAGAGACAAGAACUGGUUGCAAGGCACGUUGUUUUAUUUAUUUGGAUAAGUUGUCCAUGAAAUGGAGAGUUAAGACACUAGAAGAGGAGCACAACCAUCCAAUGAUCCCAGAACAAUUUGUUCAUUUAAUUUCUAACCAUCGGAAGUUGACUGAGGCUGACAAAGCCCGGAUUGUUUGCAUGAAGGAAUCUGGGUUUCAAACUUCUCAAAUUGUUGGGUUUUUGGCUAAGCUUGCUAGUGGCUAUAGUAACCUUAAUUUCACGAAGAAGGAUGUUUAUAACUUUAUUGAUCCAGAUAGGCGUGCAAAGAUAGAGAACGGAGAUGCUGUGGCAGCAAUAAGUUAUCUCCAGGGUAAGGCAGAUGUGGACCCAAUGUCUGUUGCUCGUUAUACACUAGUCAACGGUAACAAAUUGGGCAAUCUUUUCUGGGCUGAUGGACUUAUGAUCAAUGACUACCAAUACUUUGGAGAUGUGUUAGCUUUUGACUCCACUUAUAAGAAGAAUAGAUAUAAUAAACCUGUAGUGAUUUUCUCUGGAUCAAAUAAUCAUCGCUUGACUUGCAUAUUUGGGUUUGCUGUGCUUGCCAAUGAAAGUCGAGAUACCUACAUAUGGUUGCUGAAGGAAUUUUUGGAUGUCAUGAUGAACAAGGAACCAAGUGUUGUAGUGACUGACGGCGACGAUCAAAUGCGACAAGCAAUAAAGGAGGUCUUCCCUAGCACGACACAUAGGCAUUGUGCAUGGCACAUUGAGAAAAAUGCAAAUAGUCACAUCAAUGAUCGGUCUCUUUUGGAUGCUUUUAAGGUAUCGAUGUAUGCUAAUAUGAUGGUACCCCAAUUUGAAGCUUACUGGGAAGAAAUGAUUCAGAAAUUUGAUAUUGAUGAGGACCACUGGCUUUUAACCAAAUAUGCCAAUAAGGCAAUGUGGGCCACUGCAUACCUAUGCGGAAAGUUUAGUGCAGGUGUUAGAACAACAUCUCGAUGUGAAGGUAUAAACUCUUUCCUAAAAAGGUUUAUUAAGUCACAGGAAACCUUGCUUGCGCUUGUGGAAAAUCUAGAGCGCGUGGUUAAAGAGUACCGUAACAAUGAACUUGUUGCUCAAUUCAAGUCUAUGUAUAGUAAGUCAGUGCUGACUACUGGGUUGGACUCCAUUAAGCAGGCUGCAGCAAGGGUUUACACUGCAGAAGUAUUUCCAGAGGUGAAGGAUCAACUAGCAAAAGUUGUUGCACUAAAGCAUGUUGGCAAAAGUGGUAUGGGCAGUAAUAUUGUUCAUUGUGUUGCAAAAUUUAGACGACUAGGUAGACUUUAUCAUGUUCUUCAUGAUGAUACUUCAGAAAGGAUUGAAUGUGAAUGUCAGCAUUCACAACAAAGUGGCAUACCAUGCAGCCAUAUAUUUUGUGUCAUGAGACAUGAGGAUAUUUGUGAAUUGCCUGAACAUUUGGUUUUAAAGAGAUGGCGAAAAGAAGCAAAUGCAUACUUAAAUGAAGAAGUUGACGAUGGAAAAGACCCGAAGAGAGCGUUUGCUCUCUGGUACGGUUCCUUGUGGUCGGGGUCAAUUUGGAUGAACUUUCUUGUCGCAAAAACUACACCAACUUAUCGCCAUACAAUUGGAUGUGUUAAUGGCAUUAUAAAGGAUUUGGAGAAGAGGUUAUGCUUGGUCGAAAACGUGAGUAGGCCAGUCAAAGAUAUUCAGGACCUUGAGAUUGUGAAGAUAAGGGGUGCGCCAAAACUCAACAAGAAAUUCAAGGGAUUGAAGACAAGGAACUGCUCCCGUUGUGGGCAAACUGGUCACACCCGAAGAACAUGUCAUAAUGUAGAAUCUGAAAAGCAUUGUUUGACUGGAGAUAAUGGCUCUGAAGGCGAAGGGCAUGGCAGUAGGUUUGAAACAGGACGGCAUAAUAGUCAUGAUGAUGAUGUCGCGGCCAAGCAAGGAUCACUUUCAAGCAAGUUUGGUUUGUAUAGCGCAGGUUGUGAUGAAGUUGCAUCAGACUCUUUGAAGAAUAUCUGUAAAAAUUCUAUUCCAAAUUAUAUUACUGUCCCAAAAUAG
Arachis ipaensis is the source of this 2409-nucleotide messenger RNA. Its product is annotated as protein FAR1-RELATED SEQUENCE 5-like. Gene Ontology annotation, biological process: regulation of DNA-templated transcription. The record is from RefSeq and is a predicted model, not a curated record. Gene Ontology annotation, molecular function: zinc ion binding; sequence-specific DNA binding; DNA-binding transcription factor activity. Lineage: Eukaryota; Viridiplantae; Streptophyta; Magnoliopsida; Fabales; Fabaceae.